AUGGCGCAGCGUGAGAAGCGGUUCGAUAGCGACUCCGACUCGGACAGCGCUCGCCAACCGUGGUAUCCCCCGCCCCCCACGGCACCUAUCCGCGAGAAGAGGGUGCGCAUGAGGGAGGUGGCGAGGCCGGUGGAAGAAAUACCGCCUCUGCCGCCUGUCCCUCCACUGCUACUCCCUCCACCCUCGCCGGCCUUCUCAGACGGACCUCGCAGUCCGCUCCUAGAGAGGGUCAGGUCUAAGCGGAGAACCAUUAUGCAAGCCCUCGAAGGAUGGUGGGAUCUUGAUAUUCUCGAAAAGAGACACACUUUGUUUGGUGGAGGAGCAUCACGAAAAUGA
Molecule: messenger RNA, 336 nt
Organism: Ilyonectria robusta
Lineage: Eukaryota; Fungi; Ascomycota; Sordariomycetes; Hypocreales; Nectriaceae
Exons: 1
Coding region: 1-336 (111 amino acids)
Source: RefSeq, a predicted model, not a curated record